Bombina bombina (fire-bellied toad) is the source of this 1706-nucleotide messenger RNA. Its product is annotated as ran-binding protein 9-like. The record is from RefSeq and is a predicted model, not a curated record. Gene Ontology annotation, biological process: cytoskeleton organization; cell surface receptor signaling pathway. Gene Ontology annotation, molecular function: protein binding. Lineage: Eukaryota; Metazoa; Chordata; Amphibia; Anura; Bombinatoridae. The transcript has a single exon. Gene Ontology annotation, cellular component: cytoplasm.
CCUCCUCCACCGAGACCCUCCGCCCCGAGCAUGGAGCCCCCGGGACAAAUGCAGCUACCUGGGCCUUUCCCACGGCAACCUGCGCGUCCAUUACAAAGGACAUGGAAAAACCUCAAAGGAUGCGGCUUCAGUACGUGCUACUCACCCUAUUCCAGCAGCCUGUGGUAUAUAUUACUUUGAAGUGAAAAUUAUUAGUAAAGGAAGAGAUGGUUAUAUGGGGAUUGGUCUUUCUACUCAAGGUGUGAAUCUUAAAAGACUCCCAGGUUGGGAUAAGCAUUCCUAUGGUUACCAUGGAGAUGAUGGACAUUCGUUCUGCUCCUCUGGAACUGGCCAACCAUAUGGGCCCACUUUCACAACUGGGGAUGUCAUUGGCUGCUGCAUCAAUCUGAUUGACAACACUUGCUUCUACACCAAGAAUGGACAUAGCUUAGGUAUUGCAUUUACAGAUCUUCCGCCAAAUUUAUAUCCAACAGUAGGACUUCAGACACCAGGAGAAGUAGUUGAUGCCAAUUUUGGACAGACUCCAUUUGUGUUUGACAUAGAAGAUUACAUUCGAGAAUGGAAAACAAAAAUUCAAGCACAGAUUGAAAGGUUCCCUGUAGGAGGAGAGUGGCAAUCCAUAAUACAAAGGAUGGUGUAGUCAUACCUUGUACACCAUGGAUACUGCUCUACAGCUGAGGUAUUUGCCAAGUCCACAGAUCAGACUGUGCAAGAAGAGCUUACAUCAAUUAAAAAUAGACAAAGAAUUCAGAAACUAGUGCUGGCUGGAAGAAUGGGUGAAGCCAUUGAAACAACACAGCAGUUAUAUCCAAGUUUGCUAGAAAGAAAUCCUAAUCUUUUCUUCACAUUAAAAGUACGACAGUUCAUAGAAAUGGUAAAUGGUACAGACAGUGAGGUAAGAUGCCUAGGGGGCCGUAGUCCUAAGUCUCAGGACAGUUACCCAGGUCCUGAUAGUAAUUGCAGUAAUCGAGUCAUCUCAAACAAAACUCACCAUUCCCACUGUCGAAGCAAGUAUCAGCCUACUAGCCUUAACGUAACAGAACUGAACAGUAUAAAUGAAACACUGUCACAGCAAAUGAACAGCUACAACAGCAAUGAUGUAGACAUGGAGACAGAUCACUAUUCCAAUGGUUUUGCUUCAACCUCAUCCAACGGAUUUCUUAAUGGCAGCUCAAAGCAUGACCAUGGAUUUGAAGAAUGUGACACUGAAAUGGAGGUUGAUUCUGCUCAGGUCAGGCGCCAACUGUGUGGGGGCAGCCAAGCAGCAAUUGAGAGAAUGAUCUGUUUUGGGAGAGAAUUGAAGGUCAUGAGUGAAGAAUUAAGAAGAGAAGGAGGAAAAAAUGUAACUAACAAGAAUAUGCUGAAGGAUGCAUUUAGUUUGCUAGCAUAUUCUGAUCCCUGGAACAGUCCCAUCGGAUACCAGCUUGAUCCAAUACAAAGAGAACAUGUGUGCGCAUCUCUUAACAGUGCAAUACUAGAUAUACACAAUUUGCCUAAGCAGCCACCCCUAUCGUUGGCAUUGGAACAGGCUUCCCAGUGCUUAGAGAUGAUGGCCAAGUCGGGGAUUGGUUCCUGUGCAUUUGCCAGAGUAGCUGAUCACUUACAUUAGCUAUGCAGGAUCUAACUAAAUCUAUAGAAUAUUGGGUACUAUAGGAAACUUAGACCAACUCUACUUAUAUUGAGUUUAUUUAACAUGUAACAAGCAU